GGUCAAUAUAAUGGAUACUCUGUGAUCAUAUCGAUCAAAUUCAGUUUAGUAGUGGUGUGGGUGUUUGCGUUUAAUCCACUAGAUGGGGAACUUUUCUCUUUGUUUACCCCGCCCAAACGCCAUUACGUUGGUCUCCGACGUUGCGUCAACUCUGAAUCGAAGUUGGCUAGCUAGAGUGAGCCAAGCGUACUUUCCCUAUUCUCUGUGUUCAAAUAAACAUGUUGUACAUAGCUAGACUGUUUUAAAUGUUAUCUUUGAAAUAAUCAGAAAAUCAUUAUUUUCAAAGCAACCAACGACAACUGUUGGAUCGAAAUCUUCGUCUCAUCCAGCGUUUAUAAAUGAAGCAAUAGCUGCCUGCUACGUUAGCUAGCUAACAAGUGACAAUUUACAAAGAAGGUAAACAAACCAACCGCUAGAGGUUGGAGAGUGGGAUGUGGAUAUAAUGUAUGUAAUCUGACGUGUUUUUUGCUAAAUGGACCAUGGAGGACCUUUGCCACACGAGGACUCAAAUGUCGUUUAACGAGAUGAAAAAUAGAGAGACAUUCCAACAGCAACGUCGCUACUGAAAAAACAGUAACGUUACCAUUCCUGAAUCCCUCACCAAUUUACACGGUGAAGGCCUGAUGCUAGUUUUUAGCUAGCUAACUGCCCCCUAGCCCAUCAAAUCCACCCUGGCAACAGCCGUUCCCUGGAAACGUCACCGUUGUCACACAGGAUUUGGAUGAUGCUGAUACUGAUGCACCUGAGAGAGUACCCUCCUGUCUAAGACACAACCAGCUGGAUUUAAAACACCCUCUCCCAGCCCUCCCCUCAGCACCCCCAUCUCCUGCACCUGAACCAUGUGAGGGCCCCUCGCUCUACUUUGAGGGGAUCCCAGGACUGUUGUGUAAAAGCAGCCGUUGAGCGGGGCCAGAGUGAACCUGUGUGCGAGCAAGCAGUCUUCCCCCUAACCCCCACCCACAUAUUUCCGCCCCCUUCCCGUUGGGAACGCGCCAUGAUGUUCCGAGACCAGGUGGGCAUCCUGACUGACUGGUUCAAGGGCUGGAACGAGUGUGAGCAGACGGUGGCGCUGUUGUCCCUGCUGAAGAGAGCAUCUCGUACCCAGGCCCGCUUCCUGCACAUCUGCCUGGAGCACUGGCUGGCAGACUGCACUGAGAUCCACAUCCUGGAGGCUGAGGCCAAUAAUGCAGACAUUGUGAGCCAGUGGCACCUGGAGCCCAUGGAAAAGGCGGUGUCCCUGCUGCUGUCCCACCUACCCCUGCUGCAGCCCCGCAACAGCGAGGCCAAGUGUGAGUACAUGAAGCUGCUGCAGAAGGUGCUGAGUCACACCAUCGAGAGCAGUCUGUUUGUGGAAGAGAGCAGACAGCUGCUGUCCUACGCCCUCAUCCACCCGGCCACCACCCUGGACGACCGCACCUCUCUGGCCAUGUGGCUCAACCACCUGGAGGAGCACCUCUCCAGCGGCUACCCAGCGCCCUCCCGGCCCCCCUCUGGCCCCUACCACCCCCGCCAGGGCUCAGAUGAGUGGCCGGGCUCCGCAGAGGUCCUGGACCCUGGCCAUGGCUGGCUGGACAAGCCCCCCUCCUCUAGCUCCUCCCCUGCAGGGCAGAACGGACACAUGUCAUUCCAAGGUGGGAUGCCCUCGCCCAUCAACAGCAACAACGCAGGCAUGGGUCAGAUGGGCCAGCCCAGUCCUCUGAAGAGGUCCUCGUCCCUAAUCCCCUCCAGUACCCAGGUCUGUGGCGCAGAUUGGCUGAACCAGGAUGACCUGGGUGGGCGAACGGCCUUUGACCACGCCCCCCUGUCCCCCCAGAGUAGUGUGGCAUCCUCAGGCAGCGAGCAGACUGAGGACCAGGGCUCCAGAAACACCUUCCAGGAGGAUGGCAGUGGCAUGAAAGAUGUGCCCAUGUGGCUGAAGAGCCUCCGUCUUCAUAAGUACGCAGCACUUUUCUCCCAGAUGACUUAUGAGGAGAUGAUGAUUCUGACAGAGCACCACCUGGAGUCACAGGUUUGUCAUCGUUUGUCACAGAAUGUGACCAAAGGUGCGCGGCACAAGAUAGCCCUGAGUGUCCAGAAGCUACGAGAGAGGCCAAGCGUUCUCAAGUCUUUAGAGAAGGAUAUAUUGGAGGGGGGCAACCUGCGUAACGCCCUACAGGAACUACAGCAGAUUAUCAUCACCCCUAUCAAGGUCUACAGCUACAGCCCUCCCAGUGUUUCCCACAGAGAUAUGGAGGGGAGUGGAUCCCCCUCAGACCACACCAACCUUGGGGAGGACAAGGACCUGGCCCAGGAGGGCUUCCAGCACCACCACACCCCUCCCUGCGACGGAGAGUCCUCAGCCACACCCAUCUCAGACGGCGACAUUGCUGGCCAGUUCACGCGUGUCAUGGGUAAAGUGUGCACUCAGCUACUGGUGUCCAGGCCGGACGAAGAGAAUAUCAGCUGUUACCUGCAGCUCAUUGAGAAAUGUCUGACACAUGAGGCUUUCACAGAGACUCAGAGGAAGAGGCUGGUCUCCUGGAAGCAGCAGGUUCUCAAGCUGCUCCGCUUGUUCCCAAGGAAAGCCAUGCUGGACAUGCCUGUGUACCGACAGAAAGGCUGGGCAUAUGGUUCCAACUCCCUCCCCACAGCAGGCUCUGUGAGUGCUGGGGGUCUGGCACGUAGGGGGCAGAGGGCAUUCCAGAUGCCCCCUCGUCUCCCUGCCGGGCGCAUGGGGCUCCUGAGUCCAGGUGGCAUCGGGGUUGCCUCCCCACGCCACACCCUCACCAGCCCCACACUGCCAGGCCAGGGCAGACAGAACCUGUGGUUUGCCAACCCUGGGGGCAGCAACAGCAUGCCAAGCCAGAGUCGCAGCUCCGUGCAACGGACCCACUCACUCCCUGUCCACACCUCCCCGCAAACCAUGCUCCUGUUCCAGCAGCAAGAAUGCCAAGUUCCAGGUGCAGACCUGGAGAUCAACCCCACGCUGGAGUCACUGUGCCUCAGUAUGACAGAGCAUGCCUUAGGAGAUGGAAUUGACCGAACAUCAACAAUUUGAAAAUAAAAGCAGUGAAAAGAAGAAACCAAACCGACACUUCACUUCAACUGAGGCCUGUUCAGUUUCUCUUGCCCAGCACAAAAAUAUAUGCUUAAAAAACAAAGCAAAAUGGUCACUACAAAACGACAACUGUAUAUGUUCUCUGAUAUUUUUCUACUUUAUUAUACUUAACUAAGUUUAUUAUAAAUGGAAUACAGAUGACUAUUAUAUUACAGGAGGGAGAAGAGGUUACUUGUGCAACAUGCUCAAUGUCUUCUGCAGGACUGUGACAUUAAAACGAGCAGAAUGAGGCUCAGAUUGUUGAGAUUUGAGAGGAAAAUGGAGGAUUGGUGCUGUCCUAAGGGUGUUCUAUCUUACAUGUUUCUCCCCUUUUCCUCCCAGAAACACGCAGAGCCACGCCUCUCACCCCCAGAUACUGUAACUGUACCGCCAGGGUCUCCCGACCAGGAGUAAGGCACUUGGCCUCCCACACACUCUGUGGAAUUGGGAACUAGAACAGCGAUUAAUCACACACGACCAGCCUGUAGCGCUGUUCUGAUCCUAAAACACAACUACAGCUGUCUACACAACCACCCUACCCAGCUACAGCCAGAGCUAGUUAGGCCCUAUACGUAGAGACACCCAACACCCUGGCUCAUUCCCCUCACGUACCCAGCAUGGGUUUACCCCCAACAUGGGUAUUACCGGCUCUGACACCUUUCCACCUCUACUAGGCCAAAGAAAAGGGCUCUCUGUGAAUCCCUAUGCUAGAAUGAUUUUUGGAGUGGCCAAUGUGACAGUAUGCAUGGUAAUUGUUAAAAGAAUGGCGGUUUGAAGGUAACGCGUCGGCUGGAACUUGUCUGCAUUGAUAUUUUGUUCCCUACUACAAAAAUGAUGAUGAAUCUCAUUUGCAAGUUAAGCGCCGAGGCAAACCCCACAGGAUUGAAUAAGGGUUGAUGAGGUUUGUUCUAUGUGGGGCCUGAGUGAGAAAUUGCAUUGGUAAAGAAAAUGGAAAAAACUAUUCCAAGAGGGGAGCUGUUGGUGCAUCUGUUUUCAAGUAGUUACCUCACUAUGUUAUGCUUUGUGAGGAACCUUAAUGAAUUCCGUUUCUACCCUGAGGUCCCAUUUAUGAUUGGCUCUGAAAAAUGCAAAGGAAGCGCUGUCUCUGCCUCUCAGAAUGAACCAGUACCCACCUCCUCACCCUGCCCUCUACUCAACAUGGCCAGUGUAGAGAUUUGAUGAAUCAUAAUUUUUAAGUAGCCAGAAUAGAUUCUACCCUACGCUUACUUACAGUUUAAGAUUACAGAUUAAGACAUGGCGGAAACGUCGUGAGCUAUGGCUCGGGGGAACGUACCUCAAUCCAGGGAUGAGAAAUGCGUUUGUAGAAUAUUGAACGACUGAUAGUUUUUAAGUAAACUGCUGUUUUCACCCUCAGUAGCCACAACAGCCAUUAUGGACUGGCAUGUCGCGUUGAACAACAAUGGAGCUGAUUGGCUGACACUGCCAUUCCAAAAUGGCUGCUGUGGCUUCUGCUACUUACCACGAGGACGAAACUAGCAGUCGUUCAAUAUUCUCGGUGUAACAGUUGGGAUAAUGGGACAAUCCGGUGUACAACGCAUUUCUCAUCCCUGGAUUGAGGUACGUUUUCCGAGCAACAUCUCACACCGGCUCUGCAGUGUCUUAAUCUAAACAGGAAGCCUGUCCGACCCCAGUGCAGCUGUAAGAAAGCGUAGGGUAAGAAUCUAUUCUGGCUAACUUUUUAAGGUGCUUGAAAUAUGUCCUGUUUGGAUCUCUUUGUGUUCCAAUUGUAAAACCCUAACAUUUAUUUAGUGGUAUCAGUGUUGAAUCAGAAACUCCUAUACAACCUCUGUCUUUGAAUGUGGCAGAGCGGAGGUGCAUGUAUGUAUAUGGACUUAACGUUUGGAUCACCUUUUGGUUGCAUCACGAGGCAGGGAUAUCCAUUCGCAUUUUAUUUCUGCAGAGCCAUGGCUGGUCUGUUUCUUUAGUAAACAUGGUUAUUUACAAGCUUGACUUUUCAACUUUUUUUACUACUCUCCCUUAAUAUUAAUAACUUGUCCAUUUUUCCUAUAAUUGCAUGUUUUCCCCCACACUUAUUGAACGAUUAUUGUAGAUAUUGCGAGUGGGCAGUGUUUGCACAGUCAAAGUAGUGCUCAAUGUCUACAAAUCCUCCAGAGAGCAGAGAUGAUGGGACUGGAGUUCAAUGUUGAUACCUCCUAAUAGCACUGUUUACCUCCCUCUGGGAGUGCCCAUUUCAUGUUCUGUGAUGUGUAAUUAUGGGUCUGAAAAUGACUGUUGGCACUUCCGUGCUCAUUAAUAUACUGUCUCUUCAGUAUGUAAGGCCUAAAGCGCGUAGCUAAGCCUUCUAACACGUGAGCUAGCUGGGUAGAGAAUGACAGAUGCCUUUUACCACCUCAGCUGCUUAUCUACUUGCUGUAAUCAUCAUUCUCACUAGACUAGAUACUGUCUAGUGAGUGAGACCUGUAUGAGGGUAUGUUGUUGUACCCUCUGCUCUGUGCUCCUGAAGUUUUUGAGUGACAAGAGAAGACUGACAUUGCCUGGCCUUGUGUGUUUGAACUGUCAGAUGCAGCAGGCUGAUAGACCGUUGAUAUCACCUGAAAUGCAGUGACAGCUUCCUCUCUCUGAUUGGCUAUUGAGCCAGAGUAGUGUCCUAGUCGUCAUGGUUUUCCUCUGAGCUGGCUCUUGGAUAGAUCUGACUUUAUGAAUAGAUUCAUGCUCACUAAGAGAGUCGAAUGGUUUAAAAAAUGUUCACAAAUUUCAGAUUCAGAUAGGCAACUAAUGAUCUCAAUCUAAGCUAUUAAACUGAGAAUACAUUUUUACUAGCAUGACAUGUAAUAUGGCUCAGGUUGUAAUUUCUCUCAAUGCAUACAAUGGCACCUGAAGUAAGUCCUCCAUGUAGGAGGUAGCCAGUCCACUUGUAGAAAAGGCUUAGUUCUUUAGGCCAGGCUAAAUUGAGUCUGUUCAUGCCAGGGGUUUGGGAUGCAGAGAGGGAUGAAAUGGCCAAUCUGAGCCAUAAUAUGUGAGUUUGAGUCUAGCCUAACACUAACAACUGGCCAAGGAAUAUGUUUACCCCAUGUUUACAUUCCAGUGAAAUGGGUUAGAAAGUGCACUUCAUGAGUCUGGCUUUAUUUUCACAUGCCAAGCAGAAUUAUGAGGUACAUAGCCAGCCUGUCAUACAUGAGACUCCUUCUCUCCAGUGGUCUUUCAGAUGUGGUCAAUGUCCCCGCCUGGCAUAAUAAAUAAGCAGUACGUUGUAGGCUUUUUUUUGCGUCUCUGUCUUGUACAAUAUAUAUUUAAUUCUGACUCUCCAAACAUUUUUCUAAUGUUUUAUGGAUGAACAGUUUGCAUCCCAUGCUUACACACUCUACUUUUUUACUGUCACACAUUGUUUGAAUAAUCUGAAAUACAGCAUUGAUCAGAUAGACAGUCCAAAUAAAGGAGUUACAUUUUUUUGCUACGUGA
Messenger RNA from Salvelinus fontinalis (brook trout), 6517 nucleotides. Its product is annotated as protein Smaug homolog 2-like. Gene Ontology annotation, cellular component: P-body. Lineage: Eukaryota; Metazoa; Chordata; Actinopteri; Salmoniformes; Salmonidae. The record is from RefSeq and is a predicted model, not a curated record. Gene Ontology annotation, biological process: regulation of mRNA stability; negative regulation of translation; nuclear-transcribed mRNA poly(A) tail shortening. The transcript has 13 exons. The coding region runs from base 995 to 3037 and encodes 680 amino acids. Gene Ontology annotation, molecular function: translation repressor activity; protein binding; mRNA binding.